This is a messenger RNA of Microplitis mediator, 1074 nucleotides long. RefSeq lists its product as uncharacterized. Bases 118 to 912 code for a protein of 264 amino acids. The record is from RefSeq and is a predicted model, not a curated record. Lineage: Eukaryota; Metazoa; Arthropoda; Insecta; Hymenoptera; Braconidae. The transcript is spliced from 4 exons.
CACAAAAAAAAAAUAAGUUUACAUUGACACAGAAAUUAUUUUCGAGUUCUUAAAGAUUGUACACAUAAUUAAUAAUUAUUUUUUAUUGUACCAAAUUUUUGUUUCUCUUCUGGAAAAAUGAUUUUUAAACUGUUGAUUUUAUUACUUAACACCGGAAUAUUGGUACAUUCCGAGAGGUUUGUAGUCAACGUUGAAAAAUUUAACAAACGAUACAAUAUGUUUUACGGAUGGGAUUUAGAAAUUUCCAACACUCAAAUGUGGUCUACAUGUUACGGUACAUUUAUCGCACCGCGGGUAUACAUCACUGAUCCUAUAUGUCUCGAACGGGUUCCUAAUAUUACUGACAGUUAUAUCAGCAAAGAAGUCCACGGUAGAGAAAAAAGUAAGAGAAUAAAUUUCAAUGUCAGUAACAUAUACUACGGUGAAGACUUAGAUGAAACUUUCAAUGAGAAUAAACGUAAACUAGCAGUAGUUAUAACUAAUGAAGCAGUUGAACCCGAACAAGAUAAAAAUGGAUACGUGAAAAUAAAUUCAAAUCUUGAUGAUAUUAAUACAGACCAGUGUUUCGUACCGUAUUAUGAUGGUUGGAAUAUAUCAUUUACUCAAUGUGAGUAUGUGUACGUUGGCAAUCGUUAUGGAAAUCCUGCUAAUGUUUACUGUCUUAGCACCAACAAUGUUUGGGGUUAUGGAAGUGGACUGUUUUGUUCCUUGAAAUCAAAUCUCCAAGCCCGUGUUUUAGUUGGAAUCGUAGCAGGAGAAAACGAUUAUGUGUAUUCAUUCUGGCGCGACACGCUAUUUUACGUGGCAGCUGUUGAAAAUGUUAGCGGAUUAGAUGAUGUUAUUGAUAAAAAGUUUACCGAUGUGUUAGACUCUGGUGAUGAAGUUGAAAUCCAUGGCUUGAAACGUCUUUAAUUAGUUGAAUCGGUUUUUCAGAUCUGACGGUUCUUAAAAACACCGAAAUGAUAAAUUAAUUUCUUCAAGAAAUUCAAAUGAUUUAAAAUAAUAAUCUAAAAUAUCAAUGAAAGAAAAAUGAUUUAUAAUUGAUAUUAAAAUAAAUCACCAAUUUAAAAAUAA